This is a messenger RNA of Sphaerulina musiva SO2202, 612 nucleotides long. RefSeq lists its product as uncharacterized. The record is from RefSeq and is a predicted model, not a curated record. Lineage: Eukaryota; Fungi; Ascomycota; Dothideomycetes; Mycosphaerellales; Mycosphaerellaceae. The coding region runs from base 1 to 612 and encodes 203 amino acids. The transcript has 2 exons.
AUGUCAUCUCUCUUCAGCUGUUGGGGUGCACUGAGCCACUGCAUUCUUCCCCAAGACAUGCACAAUCACCAUGAUAGUAUCAACGAGUCUUCUGCCCUUUUGUACAACCACCACCACUACAACAACAAUAACAAGAAGAAGAGAUCAUCCUCCUCCUCCGUUCCCCUACCCCACUUCUCCUCGGACGAACCAGAAAAGAAUCAUCCUCCUUACCCUCUUCCCACCAGACCUACGCAAAAGAAAGAAGGUUGGUGGUGUAUCGAAGUUCAGCAAAAGGAGAGAGGGGAGGAGGUAUUGGAGAAUGACGAUGAUGACGAUGAUGCUGAUGGCGGCGAGAGAAGAAGAAGGAGAAGAGAGGAGAAGAUGAAGACGAAGAUUAAAAUGAAAAUCAAAGAGAAGGAGAAGAACAAGAACAAGAAGGUCAAGGUGAAAAAGGCGUGUGAUGAUUCUCCUUCACCGCUGCAGUUACUACAUGUACCUUCUUCUUCUCCGGUGUUGUGGCCAGGAGGGAGAAGUUUGGAAUUGGGUGAGAUUUCGAGCAUGGAAGUCAAGUACCUCCUAGGUAUUGCGGAACAACAAGAAUGGAAAGGAGAAAGAACAAGGCUGCUAUAA